This is a messenger RNA of Microplitis demolitor, 2769 nucleotides long. RefSeq names its product putative ankyrin repeat protein RF_0381. The coding region runs from base 145 to 1758 and encodes 537 amino acids. The record is from RefSeq and is a predicted model, not a curated record. Gene Ontology annotation, molecular function: protein binding. Lineage: Eukaryota; Metazoa; Arthropoda; Insecta; Hymenoptera; Braconidae. The transcript is spliced from 2 exons.
ACUAGCUCACGAAAAUAAAACAAAAAAAAAUCACAAUAAUAACAAUGAUAAAAACAAUGUCAUUAGUUUCUUUUUUCAAAUAAUAAAUAAAGUAAUUAAACAAAUAAAUAAAACAACUAUUAAAUUUAAAAAUAGUAAUCCUAGAUGUCUAAUAAUAUAACAAACAUGGCUGCACUGAAUAACAACAUAAUAAAUCGUAAAUUAUCAAACGCUGUUCAUCGAGGUGACUAUGACGAAGUUAAUAAAUUAAUAAAAAUAAUGAAAGAAACUGAUUACAUAAAUUUAUGGUACGAUUUUAGUUAUUUAUUGUUAUGUGAUUCGAUAAAAAAAGGCCACACUGCAAUAGCAAUAUUGCUAUUAAAUAAUCAUGCAAAUAUAAAUCCACCAAAUAAUAAUAACAGCAACGAAUCAGCUCUAUAUUUGGCAAUUGAAAAUGCCGAAUAUGAAAUAGUUAAAAUAAUUGUUGAAAAAGGUGCUGAUGUAAAUGAAAUUAUAAAAUAUGGUGAUUAUAAAGGAAGUUCAUUGUUACACGUCGCAUUUGAUAACAAUGAAUACGAAAUAGUAAAAUUAUUAAUAAAUUACAAUAUCGAUGUCAACAGAAUUGAUAGUGAAUCAAAAUCGUGUAUUUUUUACACAAAUCAAUUAACAGAUUUGAAUAUUAUCGAAUUAUUAUUCAAAAAUGGCGCCAAUAUAAAUAUCAGAGACUUAGAUAACAAUACGCCUCUAUUUAAUGCCGUAUGUUCGUCAUCAUUAGCAAUUGUUAAUUUAUUUAUAAAAUAUGGCGCCCAAGUAAAUGUAAAAAAUAAAUAUAAUAUGACACCAUUACAUUUCGCAGUACAAAAUUCAUCAUGGAGAAUAAUUGAAUGUUUAAUUUUAAAUAAUUCAAAUAUUAAUUCUGCUGAUUUGAAAGGUUUGACUCCUUUACAUACUGCGAUAAUGAAUGGAUUUGUCGGAAAUAUUAAGAAUCUUAUUUAUUAUGGUGCUGAUGUUAAUGCUAAAGAUAUUAAUGGCGAAACUCCACUUAAUUAUGCAGUUCAACAAGAAGAUAUGGAAGAUGUUAUUGAAGAAUUAUUAAAACGUAAUGCUGAUGUUAAUUGUUGUGAUAACAACGGAUUGCGGCCAUUACAUUCAGCAGCAGAUGCUGCAUUCGAUGAAUAUAUUGAAAUAUUAUUAGACUAUGGUGCAGAUAUUGAAGCUGUUGAUAAUGAAGGCCGUACUGCAUUGCAUAUGACUGAUAGUUUUGAUAAUAAUUAUCAUUUGCGAUGGGAAAGUGUACCGUUGAUGUUUAAAUUAUUUAAAGAUCAUAUUUAUAAAUUGAAAAGUGUUAAUUUUUAUGUUGGCGAAGAUAAUUUUAAAAUUAUUAACGAUUAUUAUGGUAAUAAGAUAGACGUUACGGAUAAUUUUAUAGAAAAUUGUUUCAAAGAAAUAGAAAAAAUGAAGAAGUUCAAAAUUGGAAAUACGGGAAUAUUUUAUUAUGACAUUUUGAAGAAAUCGAGGCAUCAAGUGUCAAAGUAUGCAAUGCUUAAAGGUGUUGAGGAUGCUUUUAAAAGCCUGGAGUAUGUUAAUUAUUUUCCGCUUUAUCGGGGAUUAUUGAAAAAAUCUUUUGAUUCUGCAGUUAAAAGAAAAAUAAUUUUAGCUAUUGAUAAAGAUAAUUUAAUUGGUAAUAUGUUUCCUUUGUUACCGGAACAUUGUGUUGAUGUAAUAAUUAGUUAUCUUGGGGAUAAUGAUUUGAAAAAUGCUAUUGAGUCUUGUUAUUAGUUAUAUUUUUUAUGGCAUUACUAAUAUUGACAACCACUGUUAGAAUUUUAUAUUGUGAAAUUAUAAGCAACCCAGAUAGCAUUCAAGUCAGAAUAACUGCUUUACGACGUCUUUUUGGAGUCGUCCUCGAGAAGUCUUAUGAUGACUUCUUAAAAGUGUCAUUUUUAAGAACUCUUAAUUAAGAGUUUUUAAAGACUCCAUAAAUAAGACGUCAGUUUUGUGACAUCUAAAUGUAUUCUUUUUUUAACUUCUUUAUGAAGUCAAAAUUAGGAGCUCCUUAAGACGUCAUGGUAAAUUCAUAAUGAAGUCUUAUUCACGAAGUCAGAAAAAAAAAUCUUUUAAAGACGUCUUACUGAGUUUGCUGGGGGACUCAUUUGACAUUUUGAGAACUUCUUAAAGACUUCCUUAAGAUGUUGAUGAAACGUCCAAAUCAUAAAUAUGAACUCAUUCAGAACUCAUCAAGAUGUCAUUUAGCUAUCUGGGAAUGGAUUAGAAUUUUUUAUCCAAGCGUUUCUGUCAUUUAAUUUCACGUACAAUUGACUAUCAAUAUUCAAAAGCGGCUGUCUCAAAUUUAAAUCUAUGUUUAAAAAUUCGAUAAUUAAAGACUUUAAUGGUGUGUUCGGACCCGCAGCCCCAGGGUACUGUGACGCUUUUUUUUCGCACACGAAAUUAAAAUUAAUUUCUAUUAAUUAAUGAUCGAUUUAAAAUACUAAUAUCUGUUCACUUGAAUAUCACUUUAAUCAGUACACUGAUAAUUACUACAUUUUUUUUUUUUUAAUUGAUAAUUCACUUUUUUUCUAAUAAUUAAAUUUAAUUAUGAAUUUAAAUUUUCCCGGGUAUAUUGCAAGCACCCCAGUGCGCCAAGGCGGAGAAUCCGAACAGACCAUAAAUUUAAAAUAGAUUCAAAUUGAGAACCCAAAUAUUUUAAUUUUCGAACCUUAAUUGAACAUUCAUACCCCAAAAACUUUAAAGUUAAAGCCGUCAAAAACGAAAAUAUUAUUCGUCAUUUUG